AUGGAGGAGCCCGGCGCCGCGAGGUUCGCGGUGUGGCUGCACGGCCUCGGCGACUACGGCCGCGCCAACGAGUUCAUCGCCGACCACUUCUCCGCGGCAAAAACUGCCAGAGAUGAGAAAGAAGUCCUUAGAGCUGUUGAGCAUGUGCAUGAGUUGUUAGACAAAGAAGUAGCUGCCGGAACGAGUGCCUCGGACAUAUUUGUUUGUGGGAUGAGCCAAGGAGGUGCCCUAGCCAUAGCAAGUGUUCUACUCUACCCAAAAAUUUUAGGUGGUUGUCUCGUCUUCAGCGGUUCAGUUCAGCUGAGUAAAUCAUUCGCUGAAAAGGUGUUGUCUGAAGCUAGAAAGGUAAUACCCAACAGCUAUCCUUAUGCUGAAUAUUUCAGAACUGCAUCUUCUUCUCCUAUUUGA
Molecule: messenger RNA, 408 nt
Organism: Phragmites australis (common reed)
Lineage: Eukaryota; Viridiplantae; Streptophyta; Magnoliopsida; Poales; Poaceae
Product: probable carboxylesterase Os04g0669600
Exons: 3
Coding region: 1-408 (135 amino acids)
Biological process (GO): protein depalmitoylation
Cellular component (GO): cytoplasm
Molecular function (GO): palmitoyl-(protein) hydrolase activity; carboxylic ester hydrolase activity
Source: RefSeq, a predicted model, not a curated record